This is a messenger RNA of Blastomyces dermatitidis ER-3, 969 nucleotides long. RefSeq names its product mitochondrial phosphate carrier protein. Gene Ontology annotation, cellular component: mitochondrial inner membrane. The record is from RefSeq and is a predicted model, not a curated record. NCBI's taxonomy places the organism in Eukaryota, Fungi, Ascomycota, Eurotiomycetes, Onygenales, Ajellomycetaceae. The transcript has 4 exons. Gene Ontology annotation, molecular function: phosphate transmembrane transporter activity. Gene Ontology annotation, biological process: mitochondrial phosphate ion transmembrane transport. Bases 1 to 969 code for a protein of 322 amino acids.
AUGGCUGCUGCUGCUGCCCCUUCUGCCCAGCUGGAUGGCGUCAAAAAGCCAGCCUUGCCUACCCCCCAGGGCCCUCAGUUGAGCGGCAUUAACCUGUACGCAAGAUUCGCCUUUGCUGGCGCUGUCUGCUGUUCAGCUACCCAUGGCGCCCUCACACCUGUCGACGUUGUCAAGACGAAAAUCCAGCUUGAACCCCAGACCUACAACAGAGGCAUGAUUGCAGGAUUCAGACAGGUCGUUCGGAAUGAGGGAGCUGCCGCUCUCCUGACCGGUUUCGGUCCUACUGCUGCGGGUUACUUCCUCCAAGGUGCCUUCAAGUUCGGAGGUUACGAGUUCUUCAAGAAGCAGUCAAUCGACUUCCUUGGCUAUGAGACUGCCGCCAGGAACAGAACUGCUGUCUACCUCUCCUCCUCUGCUCUUGCUGAGUUCUUCGCUUCCAUCGCUCUCUGCCCUCUCGAGGCCACUCGUAUCCGUCUCGUUUCUCAACCUGGUUUCGCUUCUGGUCUUGUCGGUGGAUUCGGAAAGAUCUUGAAGAAUGAAGGAAUCGGUGCUUUCUACUCUGGUUUCGGCCCUAUCCUCUUGAAACAGGUUCCCUACACUAUGGCCAAGUUCGUCGUCUUCGAGAGAGUCUCCGAGGCUCUGUACCGUCAUUUCGACAAGGAUACCCUCUCUAAUGGCGCCAAGACCUCAAUCAACUUGGGAUCUGGUCUUGUCGCUGGUCUUGCUUCCGCCGUUAUCUCCCAGCCUGCCGACACUAUGCUUAGCAAAAUCAACAAGACUGAAGGCCUUCCAGGUGAAGGAAACAUGUCCCGCUUGAUCAAGAUUGCCAAGGAUCUCGGACUCAAGGGCAGCUUCAGCGGUCUUAGUGCUCGUCUCUUCCUGGUUGGUGCUAUCACUGCUGGCCAGUUUGCUAUCUACGGUGACAUCAAGCGCGUCCUCAACGCCACUCAGGGUAUCGACUUGAAAUAA